CUCCAGCAACAAAGACCAGGAUGGAAAAGUCAUUGUGCAUGCUGCCUGCAGUGCUUUUCCUGGGACUUUUGACACACGGUGCUGCAGCACUGAUAAACACCCCAGCACCGACUAAGAGUUAUGCAUUAAUCAACUACACAACAACAACAAGGCCAACUCUGAAUUGGACCGAGGCUGUGACCGUGAAGGGCGAGAGCAGGGACGGAACGACUCCAGCAACAGCAGAGCCAGACAUUUUCACCAUCACUGUCAGAGACAAACAGCUGGACACCACGGACACCAGCAAAGAAAGAAACAAGAAAGAGAAAGACCCAAGAGACCGCAAGACUGAAGAUGACAAAUCGAAACUGGACUGUCCUCCCCUUGGCCUGGAGUCCCUGCGAGUUGAUGACAGCCAGAUUCAAGCUUCGUCCUACCAGCGGUCGGGGCUGGGUCCUCACAGGGGGAGGCUGAAUAUCCAGUCUGGCAUUGAGGAUGGAGAUCUGUAUGAUGGAGCUUGGUGUGCCGAGUAUAAGGACCGGCACCAGUGGCUCGAGGUGGAUGCCCUUCAUCUCACUCUGUUUACUGGAGUUAUUCUGCAAGGGCGAAACUCCAUCUGGAGUUGGGACUGGGUUGAAACCUACAAAGUUCAGCUGAGUAAUGACUCUGUAACCUGGCAUACCUCCAUGAACGGGACGCGGGAAGCGCUAUUUGAAGGAAACCAGAAUCCUGAGACGCCGGUUCUUGGGCUCCUUCCUGUUCCCACUGUUGCCCGUUUCAUCCGCAUCAACCCACAGACCUGGUACUCCAACGGGACCGUCUGCCUCAGGGCUGAGAUACUUGGCUGCCGUGUUCACGAUCCAUCUGACAUUUUCUCAGAGCAUGAAUCAGGAUCCAAGGAUGCUCUGGACUUUAGACACCACAACUACAAAGAGAUGAGAAAGCUCAUGAAGUCUGUGACGGAGGAGUGUCCCGACAUCACCCGCGUCUACACUAUAGGGAGGAGCUACAUGGGCCUCAAACUCUACGUUAUGGAGAUCUCAGAUAACCCGGGCAAACACGAAAUCGGGGAACCUGAGUUUCGCUACGUGGCAGGCAUGCACGGAAAUGAAGCUCUUGGUCGAGAGCUUGUCCUAAACCUCAUGCAGUAUAUGUGCAAAGAAUACAAAAAGGGCAACCAGCGUAUUGUACGGCUGGUCACCGAGACGCGAAUCCACCUCCUGCCCUCCAUGAACCCAGAUGGAUAUGAGGGGGCUUAUGUGAAGGUUGCACCAGAGACACGUGCAGUCAUCAGCUGGAUGCAGGACAUUCCCUUUGUGCUCAGCGCCAACCUCCAUGGUGGAGAGCUUGUUGUUACCUAUCCCUUCGACUGCACCCGUGACUGGGCGCCGCAGGAAGACACGCCAACAGCAGACAACGCCUUUUUUCGCUGGCUGGCCUCGGUCUAUGCCUCGACUAACCUGGUGAUGGCCAACCCGGACCGACGUAUCUGCCACUACGAGGACUUUCAGUUACAUAACAACAUCAUCAACGGCGGAGCCUGGCACACGGUUCCUGGCAGUAUGAACGACUUCAGUUACCUGCACACCAACUGCUUCGAGGUGACAGUGGAGCUGUCCUGUGAUAAGUUUCCUCAUGUUAGUGAGCUCCCCAUCGAGUGGGAGAACAAUAAGGAGUCUCUGCUGGUUUACAUGGAGCAGGUUCACAGAGGCAUCAAAGGUGUGGUCAGGGACAAGCUCACCAAAAAAGGAAUAGCAGAUGCUAUAAUCAAGGUGGAGGACCAUGACCAUGACAUCCGAUCAGCCACUGAUGGGGACUACUGGCGUCUUCUGAACCCAGGCGAGUACAAGGUGAUCGUUUGGGCCGUGGGUUACUUCCCAUCCAUGCGUCGGUGCAAUGUUGGCAUGGAACCAAAUCCCACCAUCUGUGACUUCAUCCUCACCAAAACACCCAUCCAGAGGCUGAAGGAGAUCAGGGCCAAAGGGGGGAAGAUCCCGCAGGAUCUUCAGCUGCGUCUUCGUGCUCUGAGGCUCCGAAAGCUACGGGCUAGCACCAAGGCAAUCAACCGCCGCAGGGAGGGUCAGCGGAUGAGAAGAGCUCGGUCCUCUCAAGCCUGGAAAGCAUGAGAGGAGAUGGGAGAACGGGUUCAUGAACUGUCCUCUGGGAAAAAUUACAUUUCUGCUGUUGAAGGAGCUCACCUGGUUAACAAAAAGUAUUUCUCAAAUAUCAAAACAUGCAGACCGUUGUAUGUCUGAUACUGUUCUCAGUUUGGGGACCCUUCAGGCUAUGACAGGCACAUAAACUCUUGGGGACAAUGUCAUUGCAGAACAGGUUUUUAAAUUGGUUCAAGUAUCCUUAAAAGUUACACAAAGAGUUCCUAAAUUGUGAAUUUACUGGGUUUGUGUUCUUUUGUACAUUAACUAAGGUGAGGAUUUCAGUGUCAGCUGGCCUGAUGUCAUAAAUUUUCUAAAAGUGUUUUUUUUAUUUUUAUUUUAGUUUGGUUGUCUGACUAAAGUCCAACUGGACCAAUAAAGUUAAAUAACUGUG
Messenger RNA from Neolamprologus brichardi, 2526 nucleotides. Lineage: Eukaryota; Metazoa; Chordata; Actinopteri; Cichliformes; Cichlidae. The record is from RefSeq and is a predicted model, not a curated record.